Ostrea edulis (European flat oyster) is the source of this 4870-nucleotide messenger RNA. Its product is annotated as ATP-binding cassette sub-family B member 6-like. The coding region runs from base 256 to 2826 and encodes 856 amino acids. Gene Ontology annotation, biological process: transmembrane transport; heme transport. The record is from RefSeq and is a predicted model, not a curated record. Gene Ontology annotation, cellular component: membrane. The transcript is spliced from 20 exons. Gene Ontology annotation, molecular function: ATP hydrolysis activity; ABC-type heme transporter activity; heme binding. NCBI's taxonomy places the organism in Eukaryota, Metazoa, Mollusca, Bivalvia, Ostreida, Ostreidae.
CCCGAAUGCAAAUGACCAUGUGAAAACGACGAAAGCACUUGGUUUGUUCCUGUUUUAAUGUAUAAACUUUAAGUGACGCAUUCCACAGUUUUAUGGCCAUGUGAUCAGAGUACUUUAGAAAAUUGACGGCUACAAGUUGCAAGGAUCAUUGUUGAUUGUGUGGUCAAAAGAUUAAGUGUUGACCGCAGGGAUAUAUAACACACAGCAAUCUGACCCAGACCUAACCAGCACACCUCACAGGUGCAAAAAUAUAAAAUGAAGUACUGCAAAGAUUUGAAUUUCACGGAGCUGUGGGUGAAUGAAGGCCUGAACCCCUGUUUCAUCGACACGGUCGCCUCGGGGGUGAUCCUCCUCCAUGUCUUCGUGUGUGGAUGUAUACAGUGCUCGCUGUACAGGAAGUAUGCCACCAAACUUCCCGAGAAGAACCUGCCCGGUUCCUGCGGCUUCACUCUGCAGGUGAUGCUGACCUUCAUUCUAAUGCUGGAGGUUGUGAUACACGCGAUUCUGUUGGACACUUCCAUUCCGGAUCAGUCGGUGGCCGGGUACCAGCUGUUUACAGCUCUGUCCCUGCUCUACUGCUGGAUGACAUCCAUCCGACUGAUGUUCUACGAGAGGAGACAGAUGCUGCCGUCGAUUCCGACACGUGGACAUGGCCUGAUCUUACUGGUCUUCUGGAGUCUCGUUUUUAUCAAGGAAAACCUGCCUUUCAUAUCGUGGUGGAGUGACAGUUAUUGGUGGUCUUUGAAAGGGUAUUCAGACCACUUGGAGUUUGGCUUAUGGGUUGUACGGUACAGCUGUUCAGCAUUGCUUUUACUCCUGGGAUUUUUGGCGCCUGGUCUAAACAGAAACCUGUAUCAUUUACUGUCUGAUGUGGAAACUGGACCAACACCAGAGGUCGCUGUUAAUCAGUCCACGUGGCAGAACGUGCUGGGGAAACUGAAGUUGAUGAUUCCGUACGUGUGGCCCAAGGGGAGUUACUGGCGACAGGUUGUGGUGUUGGUCUGUCUGCUGAUUCUGGCCGCCGGGUGGGGGAUAAAUGUCCUGGUCCCGCUCUACAGCAAAUACAUCAUUAACAGUUUGACAGAUCAGCCUAACAAAGUGGGAGAUGACCUUGCAGAGCUGAAGGUCACUGGUCCAGAAUUCCGUUACGACUACAUUCUCAUAUACUGCCUCCUCAUCUUCCUUAAAGGAGGGGGAACAGGGACGACAGGGUUUUUGAAUAACGCCAGGACAUUUCUAUGGAUACCGGUACAACAGUACACAACCAGGAGAAUACAGGUCCGACUGUUCAGUCACCUACACAGAUUGUCACUGCGAUGGCAUCUACAAAGAAAAACGGGGGAAGUACUGAGAGUGAUGGAUAGAGGAACAAACAGCAUCAAUAGUCUUCUCAGUUAUGUGGUGUUUCAGAUCUUGCCGACGAUCGUGGACAUAAUUAUUGCUAUCGUCUAUUUUGUCACCGUCUUUAACUACAUAUUCGGACUGGUGGUCUUCCUCUGCAUGGCCCUAUAUCUAGCUGUCACUAUCUGGAUCACAGAAUGGAGGACCAAGUACCGACGACAAAUGAACAAGCUGGACAAUGACAAAAAUUCACGGGCUGUGGACUCUCUACUCAAUUUUGAAACGGUUAAAUAUUACGGAGCUUCAGAAUUCGAGACCUCCAGAUUUGACACAGCCAUAAAAGACUAUCAGGUUGCAGAAUGGAAAUCCACAGCCUCCUUGAACAUGCUAAAUUCCUUCCAGAACCUGGUCAUCACCAUGGGUACGAUCAGUGGCUCCCUCUUGUGUGCUUACGCAGUGGUGUAUUCCAUCAGCGACCUUCACCAGCUGACUGUGGGGGACUAUGUGUUGUUCGGGACGUACCUCAGUCAGUUGUAUGGACCUCUGAACUGGCUGGGGACGUACUAUAGAAUGAUCCAGCAAUCGUUUAUCGAUAUGGAGAACAUGUUUGAACUGUUGGAUGAAAAUCAGGAGAUAAAGGAUAUACCAGAGGCCAAGAAAAUUGAAGUUACCAAUGGUAAAAUAGAGUUCAAAAAUGUCAGCUUCCAUUAUGAGGAAAGGCAAAAGAUCCUGAAGGACGUGUCUUUUGUGGUGCCAGCCGGACAAACAUUUGCUUUGGUUGGACACUCUGGCAGUGGAAAGAGCACAAUCAUCAGGCUGUUGUUCAGAUUUUAUGACGUCGUCUCCGGCAGAAUUCUGAUUGAUGGACAAGACAUCUCUCUUGUUCAACAAGAAUCUCUGCGUCAACGAAUUGGUGUUGUGCCCCAGGAUACUGUGCUUUUUAAUGCUGACAUCCGCUACAAUAUCCGAUAUGGUGAUGUGGAUGCCAGUGAUACUCAGGUGGAAGAAGCUGCGGAUAAUGCGGAUAUCCACGAGAGAAUCUUGUCAUUCCCUAGUUCAUAUGACACUGUAGUUGGAGAGAGAGGACUGAAAUUAAGCGGAGGAGAAAAGCAGAGGGUGGCCAUCGCACGAACAAUUCUGAAGAACCCACAAAUUGUCCUGUUAGAUGAGGCUACAUCUGCACUGGAUACGAAGACAGAACGUAACAUUCAGGCCUCGUUGGAGAGGGUGUGCGAGAACCGGACGACGAUAAUCGUGGCACACAGACUGUCAACAAUUAUACAUGCUCAUCAAAUCCUAGUCAUGAAGGAGGGGGAGGUGGUUGAAAGGGGAACACACGAAGAGUUGCUGCAGUUAAAUGCUUUCUACGCUGACAUGUGGCACCAGCAGCUGACAAGGAAAGAAGAAGUUAACGAUGAGAAACUACAGGACGAAAAUGGAGGUCACCCUGCAGGAAGUAUAAACGCGGACGACGACGCGUCGUGACUCACUGGACGUGUUCUUUAGAGUUGUUUUAUUUUCGCUGUUAGCAGCAAGUCGAUUACACUCCUACAAUGGAGAAUACAUUGUAUAAUCAGUCCUCACGUAUAUAUACUUAGGUCAAAAAGUAGGAAAGAGUUUUACUAUUAUUAUUUUUGUUGGAUGAAGUUUUUAAAAGGUCUACAACUCCUUGGGAUACAUUUAUUUUAUGAUAGAUGAAAGAAUAUGCAUAAUACAUGUACAUGCUGAAAUAUUGUGUAAAUAUCACUCAAAACUAGGAUAUACAUAUACUUUUGGUCUUCUUAAAUUUACUUGUGUCAUCAACUUUUUGGGGAGGGGAGGGGAUUAAUUAUUGCUCAUUCUAUCUCAAACUGCAAUACUUUCACCACUUGAAAAUAAAUUACUCUAUAGUAGGUCAUAGAUUGUGUAGAUUUUCAAAUUCUUGUAUCAAAAUGUAGUGAAAUUUCAUAUUGUAUAAUGUUGUCUGGUAUAAUAUGUUAUUGUAUGAGGUACGGUGUAAUAUUGUAUUAUAUUGUAUGAUUGUCUCUCUAUUAUUACUUGCAUGAUUUCAAUGUGAUAUUUUGUUAUGAUUGUCUCUUUUACUUUGUAUAUACUUUUAUUUCAAUCAGAAAUUAUGUAAAUUAGAUCUGAUAUGAAGUUUGAAAAUAUCUUUCUGGUAACGGGCUUGUUAUAGGGGCAUUGGUUUGCAAAUUAAUCCGAGAUAUUGUGAUCUUUGAGGUAAUUAGUUUCCCCCAUACCUACGGUAGUUUUGGAACUUGUUGCUGGACAAUUUGUGCUAUGGGAGAAAUGUUUCUAUCAGUGUUAUUACUGGAAGAAGUUUUAAUCAAAUUAUCAUUGAUAAUCGAAUAUUCGGAUACGCCUAUUAUUCCAGGUGAUGUGGAACGUAAUAAUGAGCAAAGUUAUACAACAAGCUCGAUCCAGCGGCACGUGUUAUUUUUUCUAUACUUGUAAAUUUGGAAGGUUUUAAGUAACUCACAAAUUAUCAUUGAUAAUCGAAUAUUCGGCAGGUGAUGUGGAACGUAAUAAUGAGCAAAGUUAUACAACAAGCUCGAUCCAGCGGCACGUGUUAUUUUUUCUAUACUUGUAAAUUUGGAAGGUUUUAAGUAACUCACAAAUAUAGAUUCAUACAAUGCAGUAUAACUAUGUCUACAUUGUAUUUUCAUUAUCAAUAGUUAUAGAAAUCCAGUUUGACUUGGUUAUGUCAGAAUGUCAUGAAAAACAAUAUCAAAUCGUUUUGAUGCGUCCCACGAAAACAUCAGACGUGUCAUAGAUAUUCCGAUAUUUGUGACUGAGAAGGUAUGGGAACAUGUAGAAUUGUAUGUCAUUCUCUAAACAUAUAGGUCAAUGUCUGUGACGGUGUGUAACGUGUGGUUUGUUGUCUAUAUACAGGAAACGGCACGGAGAGACGCUAAUUAAGGCUUCUUACGUAUCUAAAGUUUCUGCCGAUUAGUAAUCAGAACACGAUACCAUGAAUUAAUUAUGAUUUUUUGAUUUAUCAUUGUAGAGAGAUGCAUGUAAAUAUAACAGGAAAUUCUGUUACACUGUCAUCAACGAGGACUUUGUUAAUCGUGCAGGUUUUUACGAUAAACCAGAGAUGUCCGGUCCUAUCGAUCCAGUAAUUUAUUUUAUACAUGAUAGGCAAAGAGUAUAAUUAUUUUUUAAUCGCCACAUCUGUUUAUUGUUUUAUUUACAAAGUAGAUGUAUUCUGUCAGUUGAGAUGGAAAUUUAAUUAUGUAUUAUUCUGUCAGCUGAGAUUGAAAUUUAGAUAUUUUAACUGAAGGACUUUAGCUUAAUUAGUUUAAAGACUUUUUAAUUUAACAAUUCAUUAGAAUUGUUUAUAGAGGGGAUCAAUAAUGCAGUCAGAAGACAAUGAAUUUGUUUUAACUUGUGAUAUUAAUUGUUGAAUUAUUGAUGUAUUCAAACUGAAAUUCGAUAUUUCAAGGCUUGAUGUAUUUGGAUAACUUAACACAUUGUCACAAAUUUUCAAACGAAAGUACGUUGUUGUGACAAAAAUAAAAUCCAAAAUGUA